GGGGAUGUUGUUAAUUUGUUUGAGAUAGUGUGAAUCACGGCGACAUUUUCCCGGACGUUUUUUUGAAUUUGCAGAAACAGAGGAACGUCUGCUGGUGCACAAUGUUGGAGUGUGGCAUGCUGGAGCAGGACAAGCGGGCUCUGCGGAGACGCUCUGCAGUUCUCUGCAAACAGCUGGUGGUGGAUGAGCUGCUCAUUCAGUGCCUGCAGGCAGACGAGAUCCUAACCGAGAGCAUGGCAGAGAGUAUCAUGGCUGAGCAAACGUCUCACAAACGAAGCUGGCGCUUACUACUUCUCUUGCCAAAGCGGGGGCCCAGAGCCUUUAGCCACUUCUGUUCAGCUCUGCAAGAAACUGAGCAGCAGCACCUGUACGAACUGCUCACACAAUCACCACAAAAAGAUGGCAAAGAGACACCUGCUGAGAGUAUUCAGCCUGAGGAAGAGCCAGUAAUGAAGACAACUGAAAAGAAGAGAAAGACAUCUUCAGUAGAUGGAGAAGAAGAGGGUGAGGUGAGCAGCUCCUCAUCAUGCCCAGUCCAAACCUCGGAUAGCUGUCUGCACUCAGAGUCACCAUUAAGACGAUUGGUCCCAGUCAGGGUGGAAGACAGGAAGACAGAGAGACAGGGGACGAAGAAAAGAGGAGGAGAUAAGCAGACAGAUAGGUUUGUGGACUCUUCUCUCCGACUUCCCACCCAAGAAGUAAUUGCUGCCAAGAGAGCGAGGACACAUGCAGAGUCCAUGGAGUUCAGUCUGGAUGCAGAUAGUCCCAUCAACACUCCUGUGCUCCCCUGCGCUCCCGACUUUUACCUCUCACACUGCCAGCAGUCUUACAGAAUGAAUUCAUCCCCUCGUGGUUUGGCUUUGGUGAUUAGUAAUGUGACCUUUGAUCCUUGUGCGGCGCCUGACCUUGACCCUAGGAAGGGAGGUGAGGUGGAUGACGAGGUCCUCAGGAAGGUCUUCACUGAGCUGGACUACUCGGUUACAGUCCAAAGAGACCUCACUGCUCAGGGCAUGAGGACGUGCAUUGAGAACUUUUGUCGUCGAACAGACCACCGAACAGUGGACAGCUGUGUGGUGUGUCUGCUCUCCCAUGGAGUGGAAGGAGCUAUUUAUGGUACAGAUGGACAGCUCCUGCAGCUGGACUGGGUGUUUGAGUCCUUUGACAAUGCGCACUGUCCCCUGCUACAGAACAAGCCAAAGAUGUUUUUCAUACAGGCCUGCAGAGGAGAGGAGAUGGACUGUGGAGUGGAGCAAAUAGACGGGCCACCGAGGACCUGCUCACCAAGCUGUGAACAGAGGGAUGCUGGGAGGGAAGGACAAGGGGAUGCCAACUCCAGACAAAGAGGGGACUUGGGAAGGCCCAGGAUCAAACUGCCUCAGCGGUCUGACAUGAUCUGUGGCUUUGCAUCGCUCAAAGGUCAGAGAAUUUGCACAGCAGCGAUGCGGAACACCAAGAGAGGCUCCUGGUUCAUCCAGGAACUAAACUCAACACUACGCCUCCAUGCCAGAGACACACACCUUGCAGACAUCAUGGUGCAGGUGAACGCUCAUAUUAAGGAGCGGGAGGGUUACGCUCCUGGCACCGCCCACCAUCGCUGCAAAGAGAUGUCGGAGUUCACCAGCUCAUUGUGCAAAGACCUCUUCCUUUUCCCCAAGUACCAGCCCCAGUAUUGAUGCAUGCAAAUAUGCUCGUACAGAUUAACCCACACACACUCCAUUCCUUGCAUUGAAGCCUCUCAUAAACCCACACAGCGGUUCAUUCCACUUUAACUACUGCAACACACUCACACAUUCCUCCUCUACAACUUCACGUCCAAAAAGAAGAUCUGUUCAUUCAUAUUUUUUGUGUAAAUACUGCCUCCUCAGACAUGAAAAAACACAUGCGUGCAUACACUCACUAAUGUUGGAAUGGAAAAGGAGCACAUUUAUGUUAAUCUACAUGUACUCGGAAUUGGGCAAUGUAUUAGCAUACAAUUUACUCAUGCAUCUGUGUCUGCGUCUAUGCCAGUUAGAAGGUUUAGUUGAUAAUCCUUUUUAGUCAAAGACAGAAUCGUAUCUUGUUGUUUUCUUACUGCACAGCUACUUUGAGGUUUCACUCUCUCUUUUUAAGAUGUAUUUUGUACACAGAUCUAUUUUUGUGGAUUUAUUUUAUAUGAAAUAGUUUUUAUAAGGAUUUAUAAACCCAUUCUCUCUGUGUAUAUAAUGUUUGUAAUAAGUUGUGACCAUUUCUGGUUUUUAGUAUAGUGACAAGCAGGGGGCAGUACAGCAGAGACAAAUCCAUUUCAACAGUCUCUUUUGUUACCAUAUUUUCAAUUCAGAUGCAGAAAGCUUUUUAUUUUAGGUAUAGCGGGCUACAGUGAUGAUGAAGCGGUAAAUCUCUGCAGCAGGUUUGGCUCUCAUUAGAAAAGCUUACAUUUUUUUCUCACAUAUUGUUCCCUGUUAACAGGAAAAAAAACUAUAGGGCAGCUUACAAACAAGACCUUGAAUUAUCUCAGUAAUUUAAUUUUUUUUGCUUUUUGUUUGUAGAUGUUCAAUCAGGUAAAUUCAGCUUUGUAACUUUAAAUUUCAUAAAGGGCACCCACUGUAAAUUCCACUUCAUAUCAGCUGUGUUAUAUACUGUGUUAUAUACAGAUAUACUGUAUAUCUGUCCCUGUCAGGGUGGUGUGCUGCCAGGGGAAUGUGGUGCUACUUGUGGGGUCGUACACCCACAGUGUGAACUCUGACCUUUGGGCUAACUCUGACUCCUAAUAGUGUGUCUCCCUGUGGGUGGGUGUUGCACAUUUUGUUCGUCCCCUUACAAGUUAUGUGGUAUUUUACUGUAUCUGAUACAGUAAAGAUGUCUUUUUUUAAUGUCUUCCAUAAACAAUAUGCAUUUUUUUUUU
Messenger RNA from Anoplopoma fimbria (sablefish), 2881 nucleotides. It is a transcript of the gene casp2, whose product is annotated as caspase 2, apoptosis-related cysteine peptidase. The coding region runs from base 102 to 1673 and encodes 523 amino acids. Gene Ontology annotation, molecular function: cysteine-type endopeptidase activity. The record is from RefSeq and is a predicted model, not a curated record. The transcript is spliced from 13 exons. NCBI's taxonomy places the organism in Eukaryota, Metazoa, Chordata, Actinopteri, Perciformes, Anoplopomatidae. Gene Ontology annotation, biological process: regulation of apoptotic process; proteolysis.